CAAAACAAUGCAGCUUUAGCUGGCCUGUGCCGUUUAGCUAGCUGUAAAUGUUAAACAAAUAAAUACUCGCUGACUUUAAAGCGUAGUUAUUUCUGUGCUUGGUGUUUAUUCAAGUUGAAUUUUAUCACGGUUUGUCUGCUUUUUAGAGUCCACGGAGCUUUUUCUGCGCUGAGGUUUCUCUCGGGCUGUUUUUGUUUGGUUCUCGGUGACGGUCGGAGAUGCAGACGGCUAACGGACGUCUGCUGCUCGGUAAGCAGAGAGCGGUGAAAGGGAGCGGUUAAAAACGAGCAACGGUUGGAAUAGAGAAAAGAAAAGAGCGUCAGGAAAGGGAGAAAAUAACGUCGUUGAUAUCUAAGACUGGUUCUGUAACGUCCUGCUCAGAGGGCUGGUAGCAUGGUGGAGUAGCUGCUGCCGUUGUUGACGCUAACGGGCUCCUCCGCCCCACACACCGCCGGACGGCUCUCUCUCACCGGGGAGGCUCAGCAUGGCCCCGGGCUCUCUGGUGGCGGCCUGCCGCAGCCUGGCCCUCUCUACGUGGCUGCUCUCCUUCUGCUUCGUGCACCUGCUGUGUCUGGACUUCACGGUGGCCGAGCGGGAGGAGUGGUACACGGCCUUCGUUAACAUCACCUACGUGGACCCGGCCACCUCGGAGCUCCGCACCGAGAAGACGGAGUGUGGCCGUUACGGGGAGCACUCCCCGAAAAGGGACGCAAAAGGGCUGCUGGUCCUGCCGGCAGCCCCGCACGAUCGCCAGGCCUGCGACCCCAACAGCCGGUUCUCUGUGCCCACUCAUGGAGCCUGGAUCGCCCUGAUAGCCCGGGGAAACUGCACCUACAAGGACAAGAUCCGCCACGCUGCAGCGCACAACGCGUCCGCCGUGGUCAUCUUUAAUGUGGGCUCUGCUAAUGCCAACGACACCAUCACCAUGCCUCAUCAAGGUACAGGUGAGGUGGUUGCCAUCAUGAUCCCAGAGCCCAAAGGCCGUGAGGUGGUGUCGCUCCUAGAGCGAAACGUGACAGUCACCAUGACGAUCACCAUCGGGACCAGGAACCUGCAGAAGUACGUGAGCAGGACGUCGGUGGUGUUCGUGUCGAUCUCCUUCAUCGUGCUCAUGAUCAUCUCGUUGGCCUGGCUCGUCUUCUACUACAUCCAGAGGUUCAGAUACGCCAACGCACGAGACCGCAACCAGCGUCGUCUUGGUGAUGCGGCAAAGAAGGCGAUCAGCAAGCUGCAGGUCCGUACCAUCAGAAAAGGCGACCAGGAGACGGAGGCAGACUUCGACAACUGCGCCGUCUGCAUCGAGGGCUACAAGGCCAAUGACGUGGUCCGCAUUCUGCCCUGCAGACAUUUGUUCCAUAAGAGCUGUGUGGAUCCGUGGCUGCUCGAUCAUCGCACGUGUCCCAUGUGCAAGAUGAACAUCCUCAAAGCUCUGGGCAUCGCUCUGAACGCCGACUGUCUGGACGACCUGCCGCUGGACUACGACCUUGCUCUGGGAGGGGUCGGUGGUGUAGGGGUGGGCGGAGUCGGCGCUCUGGCCCUGGAGGCCGUGGUGUCCGGGGCAUCAAGUGACGGCACGCUGAGCGAAGGAGGCUCCUCUGUGGUGCUCGACCCCGGGGUGAGGCGGGUGGGACUCCCACAGGACUACCAGGACCCCGACACCCUGAGAGACAGCCCGGUAACGGCGACCACAGACACCCACACAGGUGAGCUUCAGCCAAUGGCAAGCAGCGCCUCAGUUGCCUCCUUGGUCAUCACCGUGGAAACGGGUCUCUCAGACGAGGAGGGCCCCAUGGAACCGUCUCAGCAUGGGGACAAGUCCUGAGAGGAGCCAAACUACGAUCCAAGAGCCAAAGUGGACUCCUGCCGGCUCAGAUUUAAGACUUGAGUGGACGACACGACUGAAACCACAAAUGAACCAAACCUGACCGAACCGCACUCGAGCAUGACCACGGACCUGGUUCUGGGUGUUUCUCUCUGGAACUUGUAAAACCAAACCUUAUUCUGUGGUUUGCACAUAAACUCUAGUCAUGCUGGAUGUAGGGUUUAGAUUCUGUCAUGGUAGACCUUAGUUAAAGAACUGGUGGAUCUGGACUCCAAGGAAACUGACAGAUCUGGUUCAGCUUCGUUCUGAGUUUGACGAAGAUGGACCAGGACCAACUGUGGUUGUCUUCCGGUGGGUUCCUCCUGGUCCUUCCCUCGUCUUUUCUCGGUUAACUUACUGAUUUCCAACGCUAACUGGCCAACAUCUCGAGGGAGGUUGCUUCUUCUGAAGUCCGCCUGUCUUUGCUCGAGUCUUACCCAGCUCCUGUCCUUAAACCUGAAAAGACUGAAAUAAAAAGCGGUCCUUGAUUUCAAUAUUGUCAAACUGUCUCUGGACCUCCAAAGAUUAGAUGGGAAUCGAUAGGAAUCCUUCCUUACUGUCGGAGUGGAAUCGACUGCCAAAAGGAUCGGCUCUCUGAGGAACGAUCUUCUGUCUUCUGAAUCUGAGCAAUCAGCGGAAUCUUGAGAACUCCUGGUUGUGAGUUUUUAAAGUAUUAGUGAGCGACCCAGGCCAGAAAUCUGCUGGUUUAUACUUUUUCCUCUUCAGUAAGGAUUGUUUUUGUCUGGGACUCUUUAGUGGAAUAUUCAGUUUCCUGGUUUUUCCAGGUGGUGAGGCACAAAGACUAAUCAAAAACUCAAACAGGAAGUGGAAGCUGUUCUUGUUCUGGUCCUGGCAUUUGGAUAGAAAGAGUCUCCGGUCAGCUUAGCCUGUUGUAAACCUGCUGGCCGUUGUACCAGGCACUGUGUGACAACUUUGGUGACUGAUUUUCAUUUUGGAAAGACUUUCAGUUCUAACACGGUGGGCAGAGGAUUUGGUUCCUUUCUUUCUCCUAGUUUUGCUAAAAUGGUUGAUUCAUCGCAGCAGUAUUACAGCCACAGUUUGACGCAGUAUUCAACACAAUCUGCACAGUAUUUUUCUCUUUUGAACGGUCAGUGUUUCUUAUCCUUACAGUAGACAGUAUUUGAUUUAGAUUCUUUCUGCCCUCGACUGUACCGAAGCAGGGUUCCUGUGUGAAUCCUGAAAAGUACCACACUAAAAUACUACAGACUGAGUUAGAUAGUUAAAUUUCUUUACUAGAACAGUGAAGCAGGAAAUAAGGCAGAUCUUACAGUUUGGGCCUAAAAUGUUUGGAGAACCUGGGUAGGAGAGAUGCCACCAGAAUAGAAGAGUUGAAUAAAAUUCUCCACCAUCAGUGAUCAAACCAUCGUGGUUUGAAAUUUAACUGAGGCUAAUCCAUCUUGCCUGGUUAAUUUCCUGAACGGAUCAUUCGACAUCAUCAGCAUAACUAACAGUAAGAGAGAACAGCAGCGAUGCUUUUCACAGUUCUCUAUGAUCAACAAAUGAAGGAGAUAAACUGAACUAGAACAGAAGAUGCUGACACAGAUCUUAGAAAUGCAUCGAUUAGUGUUCAAGCUAACUUAUUAAGACUUUUGCAGUAAAAGUAGGAGAUCUGGUCUGUGGGUUCCUGAAUGACUCUUGAUCAUAAACCAAAUGUGGUAUUUUUUUUUACCUGGACCAUAGAAAUCAGGUGGAUUUACAAUCUCCAUUAUUAGACAUGAGGCUUUCCUUUGCUAGGCUGGCUACACACUAGACUCUUAGUUCUCAACUGGUGGGUCGGAACCCAAAAGUGUGCCAUUUUCAUUGGGUCCAACAAGUGGAUCAAACUAUGAUGUGCUUUUAUUUUGUAGUGCAUGUCUUCAUCUCUUUGUUUUUUUCAUAUCUUUUGCUCCAUUUUGAGUCCAAACGGCCCACUUUUUUAUUUGAAAAACACCCGAUAAUGAUUGAAAAUUUUCAGAAAUUUUAGUCUCAAUUGGUAGACAAGGAGGUGGAGGGUACUGGCUUGAAGGCAGUUAAGAACCACUGCACUAAACCUUCAGCUGCAGCAAAAAAUCCACGAUAUCAGAUUUCUGAUGCUGAUGUUUACAAAUUAAUCAAAGCUGAAACGGAUGUUAAUACCAAUAUAUGAAAGUAGUUCAGACUUAGGACUUCAGUUCUUUAAAUUCACUUUACGUAACGUAAAAAAAAUGAAGACAAAUUAAAGAUUUGAGCUGAUGUUGGUCUGUUGAUCCUGUCCUAAUCUCCACAAACUUGUUCCUGCAUACAGCCUAGAUUUACCUACAAUAUAUCUUUAAAUGCACCAUAUUCUAAAUGUUUUGGUAGUAGCAGAUAUGAUCAUUUCUGCCGAUUUUUACAACCAAUAAUUUACGUAUAAAAUCUGCCCAAAUCAGCUGUGUGUGUGUAAGUUAGUGGAGUUCAAGGCUGGACUGACAGACCUAUGUUUUCAUCAACAUUCCUCACACUUUAGAGCAGGGGUUUCAAACUCAGUCACAGCAGGGGCCUAACCUGAAGGCCUAACAGGGUCACCUUUUUAACCAUAAACUGUCAACCUCAUUUUCACCAGUAAUAAAAUAUGAAA
This is a messenger RNA of Cheilinus undulatus (humphead wrasse), 4457 nucleotides long. It is a transcript of the gene rnf150b, whose product is annotated as ring finger protein 150b. NCBI's taxonomy places the organism in Eukaryota, Metazoa, Chordata, Actinopteri, Labriformes, Labridae. The coding region runs from base 485 to 1822 and encodes 445 amino acids. The record is from RefSeq and is a predicted model, not a curated record. The transcript is spliced from 6 exons.